AUGGCUCAUCCAAGGGACUUAAAGUUCUCUCCGAUUGACCAGAAUUUGGUGGGGUAUUAUCUACGCAACAGAGUUGAUACAGGAAAAGAUGGUUUCAUCACAGAUAUCAAACUUUAUGAAGACGAGCCGUGGCUUCUUCCGCACGUCAAGAAUGAUCAGUUCAAAGAGAACAUGUGGUUUUACUUUGUUGUUAGGACACGUAAUUUGGGAAGCAGGCCCAAACGCACGGUUCCCGGUAGAGGAAGCAGUAGCAGUAACGGCGGAACUUGGACGACAAGUGGCGUAAAGAAGGCGAUCACUGACCGUAACAACCCGAAGGUUGUGAUCGGAUACAAAACAGAACUCGCGUACCACAAGAAAGUCAAGGAAAGCCUAAAGGAGACACCACUGGUUGGUGUAUGA
Brassica napus (rape) is the source of this 402-nucleotide messenger RNA. RefSeq names its product NAC domain-containing protein 6-like. The record is from RefSeq and is a predicted model, not a curated record. Gene Ontology annotation, biological process: regulation of DNA-templated transcription. The transcript has a single exon. The coding region runs from base 1 to 402 and encodes 133 amino acids. Gene Ontology annotation, molecular function: DNA binding. Lineage: Eukaryota; Viridiplantae; Streptophyta; Magnoliopsida; Brassicales; Brassicaceae.